GAGAGAGAGAGAGAGAUAGUAGAAAAAAAGAGGGGAUGUGGUGUGCACUCUGUCUUGGAGAGGUGUGUGGGUUGACUGUUAUUUGACAGAAUGAAAGGAAAGUGACUUCUGAAGAAAUUAUUGACAGGAGCAGCAUCUUUCGAGGAUUUUUUGCCCACUGAAGAAGAUUAUCAAACAACUGAGAGGAGGAGGAGCUGUUGAUGAUUUUACGUUGCUUGAGAGCAUGUUGGGCUUGGAUUUAAAGGGCAGAUACCACUGACCUCUCCUGAGACAGUGUUGGCACUUUUAACGAUGAUUGAAAAGUGUUGAAGAGAUUUUUUUUUUUUAAAGCAACAUUUCUUUACUUGCUUGUACUUGAACUCUUACUUUGGAAUGAAUUUAAAUCUCUCCAAGAGAUAAUUGAUCUCCAAGGAAAACUUCCAUGUUGCUGAAUAUUUCAGGAUCAGUUUAAAGAUUUUUGAAGUCGACUUUUGGGGAUAUUAACGAAUAUUUCACUGUAUUCCUUUAUUUAGGUGGAUAGUCAUUUGCACAUGAUUGUAAUUUAUGUGCAAACAGUUGAGAUGUUCUUGUGAUUAUUGUUCUGAUUCUCAGAGGGCAAAUAACCAACAGAUCAACAAGUGAUUUAAGUCUUUAAACAUAAAACAAGAGUGCAAGAAAGAAAGAGCGAUGGCACAGAAAGAAGGAGGAACAGAGCAAGCGCGUAUUAAAACAGGGGACAAUCCCAGGGCCAAAGCCACUAUGGUAGGGGCCCCUACGGCGGGCGGGGGAGUUGUGGUGGAGGUCAGGGAGAAGAAGGGACCUCUGCGGGCUGCAAUUCCCACAAUGCCUUUCCCUGUGGCUGUCAUCUGUCUGUUUCUUAACACCUUCAUACCUGGACUUGGUACAUUCAUCUCAGCCUUCACUGUGCUGUGUGGAGCUCGCAGUGAGCUGAUCUCAGAGCGAGGGGUUUGCUGUGUGUUCUGGCUCAACGUGGCAGCGGCUCUCAUCCAGAUCCUGACAGCUGUCAUCAUGGUGGGAUGGAUCAUGAGCAUCUUCUGGGGAAUGGACAUGGUCAUCCUGGCAAGUCAGUACUUUUUAUAUCUUUUGCUUUCCUCCUUCAUGCAUGACAUGCAGAAAGUUGUUUUGUUCAAACUCCAACCAGACAAC
Molecule: messenger RNA, 1146 nt
Organism: Labrus mixtus (cuckoo wrasse)
Lineage: Eukaryota; Metazoa; Chordata; Actinopteri; Labriformes; Labridae
Gene: stum
Product: stum, mechanosensory transduction mediator homolog
Exons: 2
Source: RefSeq, a predicted model, not a curated record